GGGCUGAGGAGACACAAGGGAAGUCGCUGUCGCCACAGUCGGAGCUGCAGCCGCCUGGAGCAGCCGGGACCCCCAGCCUCGCCGCCCCCGCCCAGCCUCUCGCGCCAUGCCGUCGGAGAAGACCUUCAAGCAGCGCCGCACCUUCGAACAAAGAGUAGAAGAUGUCCGACUUAUCCGAGAGCAGCAUCCUACCAAAAUCCCGGUGAUAAUAGAACGAUACAAGGGGGAGAAGCAGCUUCCUGUCCUGGAUAAAACCAAGUUCCUUGUGCCUGACCAUGUCAACAUGAGUGAGCUCAUCAAGAUAAUUAGAAGGCGCUUACAGCUCAACGCUAAUCAAGCCUUCUUCCUGUUAGUGAAUGGACACAGCAUGGUGAGCGUGUCCACACCGAUUUCUGAAGUGUAUGAAAGUGAGAAGGAUGAAGAUGGAUUCCUGUAUAUGGUAUAUGCCUCUCAGGAGACAUUUGGGAUGAAAUUGUCCGUGUAAGACUAGAAAAAUGCGUCUGUUCUAGAAUUUUUUAAACCCUUACCAAGGAAAAACAAAGGGAUGUUACCAACUGAGAUCGAUCCGUUCAUCUAAUCACAGAUCAUCAAAACAGUAGUGUUCCUGCCUAGGAGUUUUAGGAAGUUGUUUUUUUGUACUUAAAGCAGAAAAACUGAGCUGCAAAUGAGCACAUUCAGCUUUGGAAAACUAUUAUUUAACCUAGGCUGUCUUGUUUUCAAAUUUAGAAGUUUAAAAAUAAAAUACUUUGCAUUCUGAGUUGCCAAUAAAAUAGACCUUCAAGUUAUUUUAAUGCUCUUUCUCCAAUAGGAAUUUGCAAUUUGAGCAUUCAGAGACAUGAGUCUCCUCUCCAGGUUCACAGAACCUGCCAACUUUUUAUGCAAGGGUUUCUACUCAACUAGAGAAAUCUUCCCAGGAGGAUCUGCAAGCAUAAGUUGUCGCGCAUAGCCCCCCAAAACGCAUUUGCCGUAAUUGGCAAAAAGCAGGGCAAAUGGGGGUGUCUGAGAAAACUCUGCACUGCUGUCUGAGGUUCCUGAUUCCUGAUAAGUCUCCCCCACGUCGACGCGCUUGCAGUGGGAGUUUUUUGAUUUGUUCCCUAGAUAGUUACACACAGAAAAGCACCGCUGCUCACUAGGAGCCUUGAAUAAUUUAUCAUUUUGAUUUAGUUUCUCAAAAAGCCCAGAGAAAAAGAGUGACCUUUCUUCUGUUUUGGAUGUUCUUUAAGAGCUCAUAGCAGAGCCUGCUUGGGUAAAUGAGCAAGCGGCUGGAUCAGUUUCCUUCUUGAGGACAGUGCUGGGAGCGAUGGGAUACUGAAAGGAAAAGCAUUACCAUUCAGAUGCGCUUCCUCCACCCUGUGGCUUAAAGCUGUAGAUGAUCCAUGUUUUAUGUUAAGUGUGUGAUGAAAAUAUGUUAUUAAAGUUACAGCAUUUUUAAGAGUAUUUCAGUUAUCACUGUUAGGUUGACCCACCAUCAGAAUUCCCCACCAAGUGCAUGUCAAUGGUGAAGAAAACACAGCAAGAGGAGACGCGCGCUCUUCCAGAUGUCAGCGGCAAGAGUUAAACAUUUUCCAAGUCCAAGUAGAAUACAUGACCAGUGCUUCCUCCUGCCUGCAUGGGCUUCAUAUUUCCUGUGUCUGUGGGAGUCUCACAGACCACUUAGACUACGUGUCGCAGGUCACGAUUUACCCUUGUGUAUUUAGAUGUGUGGAACAUGUAUCUGUUAGUGGAAGUUAUCUUCGGGAACGGAGGGAAAAGCAAUAUUACUGCGUCUGGGCCCUCAGCCCCCAACCUCCCGUCCGCCGCUCUUCCCGCUGCAUGCCGCUGCCCACAUGGCUAACUUUGAAUAUGUAUAUUUUUACAUUAUGUAAAUCCUUAAUCAGCCUGUCUUGUUUAGAUUGUAUAUGCCAUUAUAUCGGACAUUCUUGUAACUACUGUGUGAUCAAUAAGAUUCCUGUAAGAAAUUCUGCUUUUUAAAAAACAAAAAUACCAUGCUGAGAGGGGGACUUACAUCCCACAUUAGUGGGUGAUCACUCUAUUUAUAGGAUCUUUAAAACAAGUACAUUUUUAACAAACUAAGGUGAAUAAAGGCACAACUAAAAACUGUCA
Molecule: messenger RNA, 2103 nt
Organism: Equus quagga
Lineage: Eukaryota; Metazoa; Chordata; Mammalia; Perissodactyla; Equidae
Gene: MAP1LC3B
Product: microtubule associated protein 1 light chain 3 beta
Exons: 4
Coding region: 107-484 (125 amino acids)
Biological process (GO): macroautophagy; autophagosome assembly; cellular response to nitrogen starvation
Cellular component (GO): autophagosome membrane; autophagosome; cytosol
Molecular function (GO): ubiquitin protein ligase binding
Source: RefSeq, a predicted model, not a curated record